GUACUAUCGUCUCUGAAAAGAUCUCCAUUGCACGGGUCUCUUCUGUCUAGCCUCUUGCUUUCGCACUCGAUUCAUACAGCUCUAUACAGCAACACACCACGUGUUACGUUUUAGAGUUCAGCAUCAAGUCAGGAAGCUCACGGGACUAGUCUACAAACGGUAGUAUUCGGUUGGUUUUGUAUAGACGGCGACUGGAGUUGCGUCCCUUUACGGAGUAGUGUUCUCUGUCUUCUGAUGCAAGUCUCAUAACCUCAAUUAAUUCAAGAUGAACAGUGGCGAUGUUGAAUUGUCGCCGCCUUUUAUCACAACAUAUCAUCACGAUGGGCCAUACAGCUCGUCGCUCUCUUCCUCCGCCUCAUCCUCUUGCGCUUCUGUCUUCUCAGAUGCCGCCUCUCAAUCCUCGGACGAUUCGUCAGUACACUCGGGAGGCUCUUCCGACUCAGAACAAUCGGACGCCUACUGUCGUACAACCCGGCAAUCAUCAUAUCAAUCACUAGAAGACCAAUGCGACGUCAUCACCCCGACGGAAUGUUGGCCUAAAAGCGUCCUGGCGAGCAGCGUUCCACAAAAACGCCCGCAUCCCAGGCGCACCUCCAAACUCGCCUCGCGCAAAGCGCGCUCCCCCCCUUCUCUGGUUCGACAGUGCGACCGAAAGGUCAGCUUUGUCGAUAGCCUAGUCGAUUCCUCCGCCCAAAUCGUUGAAGCGAUCUGGCCCCUUUCCUCCGUCGUGUGCCGCAGCGAGAUGGGCGCCAAAGGCGUUCUCCCCCUGCGCACCUUCAUCCAAGAGACCCUGCGGCGGUCUCAAACCAGCUACUCCACCCUCCAAGUAGCGCUCUACUACCUCAUCCUCAUCAAGCCGCACGUGCCCAGCUUCGACUUCACGAUGGAGCAGCCGGACGAGGGCCACGCGACGCGCGCCCUGCAGUGCGGGCGCCGCAUGUUCCUGUCGGCCCUCAUCCUGGCCUCCAAGUACCUGCAGGACCGCAACUACUCCGCGCGCGCGUGGAGCAAGAUCUGCGGCCUCAGCACCCACGAGAUCAACCAGAACGAGAUGGCCUUCCUGGUCGCCGUCAACUGGCGCCUCCACAUCACCGACGCCGUCUUCCAGCGCUGGACAGACGUCGUGCUGCAGUUCACGCCGAGCCAGGCCCCGGCGGCCGCGGGCGCGCUUAUGGGCGCGCCAGCGACGCCGCUGCCGGACUGGCGCGCGUUGAUACUCAAGCUCGAUGCUGAUCUGGGGAAUGUGGAGGCGGUGGUGAGAGAGGCGGCUAUGGCGACGGCGGCGACGGUGGCGGUGGUUGCGAAGAGGGCGCGCGUCUGCAGUACGCGUGCUUCUCUUGUGUAUCAGUCCUCUUUGUUAAAUAAGUGUUUUGAGGCACAGGCUCCUGCUGUGAGGUGAGAGGAGGGCGCUAUUAUUGGGGAUGAGAGAAGAAGAAGAAGAGAAGUAAGAAGAGUAAGAAGAAUAAGAGGUGGCGUGUGGAGGUGAUAACUGAUAACGUAGUGGUGGUGGGGAGAAAGGGGAGAGGGGAUGUGGAGGAGAGCGGAGAGUGUAUAGCUGGUGGUUGGUGCUGGGGACGUAUGAUGUACAUCUAUCGUAUCGUAGUUGAAGAGUGAAAGCUUUUCUUCUCUUGAUCUGAUUGCUACUCGUGCUGUGGGCUUUUGCUUGAUUGUUUUGGCGUUUUGAGAGGAGAUAUCCGGAAAGGGGGGGGUGGAUGGAUGUUCGGCGCGGGAGGGGGGUGGCUCUUUAGUAGGAGCUUUUACAUUUUGUACAGUACAGUAUGAACUAUUUCCUUAGCUUUUGAAUUUGAUUCUGCUGUUUUGCUCUACGUUGCUUACUUCCCUUGGGGCGUUGGGAGUUUCUGAGUUGUGAGGGGGAAGGUAAGUUGGAAUAUGCGUGUCUUACUCUAUGAUGUGAAGACGAGGCGGAAGGCAUCGAAGUGGUUCUCGGGGCGGGUGUUGUUCCGUUAAUUUUACACAGUGCGACUCGACGAGAAAUGGUAAGUGGACAGACAGUACAGAGAGAAUGUUAACAAAGAAUCUAGGUAUGUAUUAUUAUUAAUUAUAGGCUUGAACACAGCUCGAUAUAGAAAAUACAAAAUUCCUUUAUAA
This is a messenger RNA of Pseudogymnoascus verrucosus, 2109 nucleotides long. RefSeq lists its product as uncharacterized. The record is from RefSeq and is a predicted model, not a curated record. Gene Ontology annotation, molecular function: cyclin-dependent protein serine/threonine kinase regulator activity; protein kinase binding. Lineage: Eukaryota; Fungi; Ascomycota; Leotiomycetes; Thelebolales; Thelebolaceae. Gene Ontology annotation, cellular component: nucleus; cyclin-dependent protein kinase holoenzyme complex. The transcript is spliced from 2 exons. Bases 266 to 1399 code for a protein of 377 amino acids. Gene Ontology annotation, biological process: regulation of cyclin-dependent protein serine/threonine kinase activity.